AUGCCUACCAUCGAUUCCACAGAAGCCUCUCAGGCAGUCUCCGUUCUGGAGGAGCUACUUAAGUCGCUCUCCGUCUCGAAAAACGAGGCCGAGACCCGGGAUGCUGCCCACAACAUCGCCACCCUCCUGAAUGGCCCAACCGACGAGCAGGUUCUCCCAGUCAAAGCCGUUGAGUCUCUCAAAAAGCAGCUGGCAAACAAAAAGGAUGCCUCGUCGCGGGAAAAGGCCCUCGAUGCCAUCACCGCCAUCGCUAACCACUCCACUGUCUCGCCCGCCGUCGAGCCCUACCUCCUCUCCCUGCUUGGCCCCACGCUUGUUGCCGUCAGCGACAAGAUGGUCUCCGUCAAGAACCUGGCCCAGGAAGCCGCCGUCGCCAUCGUCAAGUCCAUCAACGCCAACGCCGUCAAGGCCGCUCUCCCCGCCAUCGUCAGCUCGCUUCAGAACGCCCAGAAGUGGCCCGAGAAGAUCACCGCUCUUCAGUGCAUCGAAGCCCUCGUCGAGUCCGCCCCAGUCCAGCUCGCCUAUCGCGUGCCAGACUUGAUUCCGGUCGUCUCUGAGUCCAUGUGGGACACCAAGCCCGAAGUCAAAAAAGCCGCUUACACCACCAUGGAGAAGGUCUGCGGCCUCAUUGUUAACAAGGAUAUUGAGCGCUUCAUCCCUGAGUUGAUCAAGUGUAUCGCCAAGCCGGAGAACGUCCCCGAGACCGUUCACUUGUUGGGUGCCACCACUUUCGUCACUGAUGUUCACGAACCCACACUCGCAAUCAUGGUUCCUCUGCUUGACCGUGGUUUGGCUGAGCGUGAAACUGCCAUCAAGCGUAAAUCUGCCGUCAUCGUCGACAACAUGUGUAAGCUCGUCGAGGAUCCUCAGAUCGUCGCCGCUUUCUUGCCAAAACUUAUGCCUGCUCUCAACAAGAACUUCGACACUCUCGCCGACCCCGAAGCUCGUGGCAAGACCAAGCAGGCUCUCGAAACUUUGGUCCGCGUUGGUGAUGUCAAAGAUGGCAAGAUCCCCGAAGUUUCGACUGCUGGCGAUAUCGCUACUGUCUCCGCUAUCUUGAAGCAAAUUCUCGAGCCCAAGCACAAGGACUCCAUCUCGAAAUUCCAAGCUACCAUUGACUACAUCUCUGCCAUCGCCGGUCAGCUCAUCGACGAGAAGGUGAUUGACGUUGCAGACUGGACUGAAAACACUCUCUCCUAUCUCUGCGCCAUUGUUGGUGAAAAUGAGGCCAAGCCUGUUGCUGAGACUCUCCGCAAGCGGGCCUCUCCCGGCGCCGCUGAGGAAGCUGAGGUUGAAGAGGAUGAAGAGGAGGGUGAAGACCUUUGCAACUGCACCUUCAACUUGGCCUACGGUGCUAAGAUUCUCCUCAAUCAAACUCACCUCCGCCUUAAGCGUGGCCAACGCUAUGGUCUUUUGGGCCCCAACGGUUCCGGUAAAUCCACUCUCAUGCGCGCCAUUAACAACGAGCAGGUUGAGGGCUUCCCCAAGAAGGAUGAGGUCAAGACUGUCUUCGUUGAGCACGACCUUGAUGCCGCCGACACUGAGCAGACUGUCAUUGGCUGGACUCAGAAGAAACUCAAUGAUGUCGGAAUCACUACUCCUGCUGACGAGAUCGAGGCCAAGUUGCUCGAAUUCGGUUUCCUUCAGGAACAAUUCAAGAACCCAAUCACCUCUCUCUCUGGUGGUUGGAAGAUGAAGCUCGCCCUUGCUCGUGCCGUUUUUGAGGAGCCCGAUAUUCUCUUGCUCGACGAACCCACUAACCAUCUUGAUGUUAAGAACGUUGCCUGGCUUGAGCAGUACCUCAUCAACUCGCCUUGCACUUCCAUCAUUGUCUCUCACGACAGCGGUUUCUUGAACAAUGUCAUCCAGCAUGUCAUCCACUAUGAGCGCUUCAAGCUUCGCCGUUAUCGUGGUAACCUUACCGAGUUCGUCAAGAAGCUCCCAUCUGCUCGCUCUUACUUCGAUCUCGAUGCCUCUGAGAUGGAGUUCAAGUUUCCCGAGCCCGGUUUCCUCGAGGGUGUCAAGACCAAGGCCAAGGCCAUCGUCCGUGUCACCAACAUGUCUUUCCAGUAUCCCGGUACCUCCAAGCCUCAGCUUACCGAUAUCACCUUCCAGUGCUCCCUCGGUUCGCGUAUUGCUGUCAUCGGUCCUAACGGUGCCGGUAAAUCCACCUUGGUCAACAUCUUGACUGGUGAACUUAUCCCCACCGCUGGUGAUAUCUACCAGCACGAGAACAUCCGUAUUGCCUACAUCAAACAGCACGCUUUCGCCCACAUUGAUAACCACUUGGACAAAACUCCUUCCGAGUACAUCCAAUGGCGUUUCCAGACUGGUGAGGAUCGUGAAACUAUGGACCGUGCCAACAAGAUCGUCACAGAGGAAGACGAGAAGGCCAUGGACAAGAUCUAUAAGAUUGAUGGUACCUCGCGCCGUGUCAUUGGCAUCCACUCUCGUCGCAAGUUCAAGAACUCUUAUGAAUACGAAUGUUCUUUCACCCUCGGUGAGAACAUUGGCAUGAAGAACGAGAAAUGGACUCCUAUGAUGACUGCUGACAAUGCCUGGAUUCCCCGUAACGAGAUUCUCGCCACCCACUCGAAGAUGGUCGCCGAAGUUGAUCAGAAGGAAGCCCUUGCCAGCGGUCAGUUCCGCCCUCUUGUCCGCAAGGAAAUCGAAGCCCACUGCGCCAACUUUGGUCUCGACGACGAACUGGUUUCUCACUCCCGCAUGCGUGGUCUCUCUGGAGGUCAGCGUGUCAAGGUUGUGCUCGCCGCCUGCUCGUGGCAGCGACCCCAUUUGAUCGUCCUUGACGAGCCUACCAACUAUCUCGACCGUGACUCCCUUGGUGCCCUCUCCAAGGCUCUCAAGAGCUUCGAGGGUGGUGUCAUUAUCAUUACUCACUCCAAGGAGUUCACUGAGAACUUGACCAGCGAAGUCUGGGCUUGUAUGGACGGAAAGAUGACUCCCUCCGGCCACAACUGGGUACAGGGUCAGGGAUCCGGUCCCCGUCUCACUGAGAAGGAUGACGAUGAGGAUAAAUUUGAUGCUAUGGGUAACAAGAUUGUUGGCGGUCAGAAGAAGAAGAAGCUCACUUCCUCUGAGCUCCGUAAGAAGAAGAAGGACAGGAUGGCUCGUCGCAAGCGUGGUGAAGAAGUCUUCUCCGACGAGGACGAUUAA
Messenger RNA from Ophidiomyces ophidiicola, 3174 nucleotides. It is a transcript of the gene TEF3, whose product is annotated as translational elongation factor EF-1 alpha. Bases 1 to 3174 code for a protein of 1057 amino acids. NCBI's taxonomy places the organism in Eukaryota, Fungi, Ascomycota, Eurotiomycetes, Onygenales, Onygenaceae. The transcript is spliced from 3 exons. Gene Ontology annotation, molecular function: translation elongation factor activity; ATP hydrolysis activity; ATP binding. The record is from RefSeq and is a predicted model, not a curated record.